CUCUCCUAGCGCUCAGUCUCGCGCCCAGGUCACCAACAGCCUCUGUGCCCAGCCUCUCUCCACCCCUACGUGAGCUGCACUCGGGGCUGCAGAAGAUAGGAGAUGGAAGCGGAAAAGAGAGAAAAAGAGCCCAUUUCUUUAAUUUCCCUGGAGAAUGGUGUGGAGAAUCUAGGGUUGGAGCUUAUGGAGGAUAAACAGAAUACAGAGGGAACUACACUGACUAAAGAAGAAGAGAAUCAUCUGAAAGAAGAAAUUUGGCCUCUCCUCUUUUGGAGGAGGAGUCUGAAGUCUCUCUCCAAGGCAAGAAACUUCUGCAAAGUUCAUGUUCAAUUGUUUUGGUGGAUCCUGCUGGGAUUGAUGUGUGUAGCUUAUGCUGCCUUCUUGUUGGCUGCUUGUGUCUUGGAUUUCCAGAGGGCUUUGGCCUUAUUCAUCUUCACCUGUGUGAUGUUCUUCUUCCUGUCCCAUAGCCUAUUAUUUAAUAGGCUCUUUGGGAAGAGGCUGAUGAGAUAUUUCAAGGUCUUUGGAAAAUCCCGCCUGAACUAUUGCCUGAAAUGGGGUAUUGGGGCAGCCAUUCUGAUCAGCUUGGUUUUGUGGCUAAUUCUGGACACUUCACGAAAUCCAAAGCAACUGAUUUCCUUCACUGGUUUCUGUCUGUUCAUCACCAUCCUUUUUAUUUGCUCCAAACAUCACCAUGCAGUAUCCUUUAGGACAGUGCUGUGGGGCCUUGGACUACAGUUUUCUCUUGGGAUCGUUGUCAUCAGAACUAAUCCUGGAUUUGCUGCAUUUCAGUGGCUUGGUAACCAAAUUCAGGUUUUCCUGGAUUAUACCACAGUUGGUUCCAGAUUUGUCUUUGGAGACAGGCUGAUUCAAGAGGUCUUUGCUUUUCAGGUUUUACCAAUUAUUGUUUUCUUCAGCUGUGUAAUGUCUGUCCUUUAUCACAUGGGCCUCAUGCAGUGGUUAAUCCAGAAGAUUGCCUGGUUGAUGCAGGUCACCAUGGCUACCAUAGCCACAGAAACUCUGAGUGUGGCAGGAAAUAUCUUUGUGGGUAUGACAGAGGCACCUUUACUGAUCCAGCCUUACCUUGCAGAUAUGACACUGUCUGAAAUCCAUGCCAUGAUGACUGGAGGUUUUGCCACUAUUGCAGGCAGUGUGAUGGGAGCCUACAUGUCUUUUGGGAUUGAUUCCACAUCUCUGAUUGCUGCCUCUGUAAUGGCUGCACCAUGUGCUCUUGCAUUGUCCAAGUUGGUUUACCCAGAAGUGGAAGUCUCCAAGUUCAAGAAUGAGGAGGGAGUGAUACUGUUAUAUGGGGAGGCGCAGAACCUUUUGGAAGCUGUUACCAAUGGAGCAGCAAUUUCAGUGGGAGUAGUUGCUAACAUUGCUGCUAAUCUGAUCGCCUUCCUGGCUAUAUUAGCCUUUAUUAACACAACCCUCUCUUGGCUAGGGGAGAUGGUGAACAUACAGGGCCUCAGCUUCCAGGUCAUCUGCUCAUUUGCUUUACGACCCAUAGCCUUUAUAAUGGGUGUGGAUUGGGAAGACUGUCCAAUAGUAGCAGAGAUGUUGGGAAUAAAAUUCUUCCUGAAUGAGUUUGUGGCCUAUAAGCAGUUGUCUCAGUACAAGAACAGACGUCUCUCUGGAAUAGAGGAAUGGGUCAAGGGGGAGAAACAGUGGAUUUCUGUGAGAGCAGAAAUCAUCACAACUUUUGCUCUUUGUGGAUUUGCCAACCUGGGUUCCAUUGGGAUCAUAUUAGGAGGCCUGACUUCAAUGGUGCCCCAGCGGAAAAGUGACUUUUCCAACACUGUGAUUAGUGCUCUCCUCACAGGAUCCUGUGUGUCCCUCGUCAAUGCCUGUGUAGCAGGAAUCCUCUAUGUCCCCAGAGGAGCCGAGGCCAACUGCGUUUCUUUUCUCAACAAAACAAAUUUUACCACCAACAACUAUGAAAAUUAUGUUUGCUGCAGAGAUCUUUUCAAAAGUGCCAGCCUGAGCCUAGCCGUCCUCAAUGUCAGCAAGUCUCCUUCCUUCUCUGGUCUCUGGGAAGGCGUGGAGUCCGGGGCAGAGACUUUGGCCAAUUGCUGCCAGCUCUUCAACCAUACUUCCUGCCCUCCUUGAAGGUGACCCCCACCCCUGGAGCUGCAGUUAUAGGAAGUGCAGGAAGCUCCAUGGCACCAUUCUGACACCGUUAUGCUGUGGGUACAGCUGAAGAGCCUAGCUGGUGACUGGAGCCAAUCCAGAAUGGAAAAGAGAAGUGGAGGGCUGGCUGGUAAGGAGGCCUGGUAUGUUGAGCUGGUACAACCUCCAUGUGGACUCUGGGCAUUGCGGACAAUCUAGAACUGGUUCUGGUCCUCUAACCAUGGCGGGAAGAGAAGCCUUCUUCAUUGGCUUUUGAAGAUGGAACAGAGAUGCACUGAAAAGCAUUAGCCAGCCAGAGGGAAAGUUUGUUCUUGGUCUUCUUCCCCGUGGAAGCAUUUGAAGAGAGACACAUGCUGAAAGUAUCUAGAUUAGGAGGAGAGGCCAUGGAGAAGCCUGUGAAUACAAGCCUCCAUUCUUGGCCUCUUUGUUUGUUUUUGUUUCAGGUGAAGGAAUACAGGAGAUAGUUAUGACUUUGGGAGCCUUAAAAGAUCAGAAUAGAAAACCACCAAAGAUACAAGAAUGGGAGUCCAUGAUGGGUUUUGUGGAAAGUUAGAGCCCUAAAUAAGGUCCUGAGGAACACUUGAAGGACUCUGCUCAGAGAGUCACUGAGAUGACAACUCAUCCACUUAGUUUGACCACAUUUGGAAAUAAA
Molecule: messenger RNA, 2779 nt
Organism: Gracilinanus agilis (Agile Gracile Mouse Opossum)
Lineage: Eukaryota; Metazoa; Chordata; Mammalia; Didelphimorphia; Didelphidae
Product: sodium/nucleoside cotransporter 1-like
Exons: 19
Coding region: 103-2106 (667 amino acids)
Biological process (GO): nucleoside transmembrane transport; cytidine transport; uridine transmembrane transport
Cellular component (GO): membrane
Molecular function (GO): pyrimidine- and adenosine-specific:sodium symporter activity
Source: RefSeq, a predicted model, not a curated record